UCUCAACUACCGUAGCUCACCAUCCAAGAACUUUCUUCAUGUUCUUGCAUCACUUGGACAAAUCCCUUCAUCAUCAACUCUCCCUCUUUCCUUCUUCUUUCUCGGAGCAUGAGAACUCCAAGAUGGUUUCUUCAUUCUCAUUUUUAAGAGAGAGAGAGAGAGGGUUGAAAGGUGGUUUCUUGUUGCUCAUUUUCGUAAUGAUUGCUAAAACCAAAACCCUGACGACCCUUGAGGAAGAAGACAUACCAUAGUUGGAAGAUUUUAUCAACAUGAAGCCAAAUUUCUUGAUUUUCAGUCUGGUUCUUUCCCUUUGUGUAUUUUUCUUCCCCCCAGUUCUCUCAGCUCCGAGUUGUCCUUUGGAUCUUGAUUAUGUGCUAAGAAUUCCAUGGGACACCUCCGAGUGCAGAGGUUAUCACAAUCCCAAUAAUACCACCCAAAUUUCCAGCAAUUCCAGCAGUCCCAGCACAGGCAGAAGCAGGUGUUGCCAAACCCUCCUCUCCCUCUAUGGUAUAUCUCUCUCACAGCAUCUCAAAAAGACCUCUCUUUUCCAACUUCCUGAUUUGCCAACUUCUGUUUCCUGCCUUCAAGAUUUUCAGACAAAGCUCAGUUCUCUUUCUCUGCCACCUAAUUUGGCUUCUCUUUGUUUUGAUCCUUUGCAAUUUGUGAUAUCCCCAAACAUAUGUGCCUCCAUUCAGUCCACCCAAGAUUGGGUCAAGAAACUUGGCCCUUCCACGGCAUUGGAUACUUCUUGCAAGACAGACCUCACUGAUCUUACUUCAUGUGAUGCCUGUGUUGCUGCCGGUUUUCAGGUUCAGACAGAGUUGAUUGGAAUUGAUGGUAAUAAGUCUCAUUCCACUGAUUGCUUUUACUUUGCUAUUCUGUAUGCUGCUGGAAUUGCCAAUGAGUUUGGCCCUGAAAGCAUUGGUGCUGUUUCAUGUAUAUUUGGCCUUUCAAUUAGUUCUAGUAAGCGUUCUAGUAAACGACAUUCGGCUUUCAUUUUUGGGCUAGUUGGAGCUGGUGUUGCUGUCCUUUUGAUGUCUAUUUUCUUGGGAUUGUACUUAUGGUGGACUAAGAAAUACAGGAAGAGAACUGAUGUGGGAGAAGAGGAAAUGGGGUCUAGGCCGAGACGGCCUACUACAGUUGCUAUUUGGUACAAAAUUCAAGAACUUGAGAAGGCGACUGAUAAUUUUUCGCCUAAGAACUUCAUAGGGAGAGGAGGGUUCGGGAUGGUCUAUAAAGGGAUGUUGAGUGACGGAACAGUUGUUGCCAUCAAGAAAAUAAUAGAAUCCGAUAUUCAAGGGAACGCUGAGUUUUGCAAUGAAGUUGAGAUCAUUAGUAACUUGAAGCAUCGGAAUCUUGUCCCUCUUAGAGGAUGUUGUGUGACUGAAAAUGGCAGUCCAGGGGAGAGUGAAAGAUAUCUCGUUUACGAUUACAUGCCUAAUGGAAAUCUUGAUGACUAUUUGUUUCCGGUUGGUAAAAGUGAGAACUCACCGCUCACAUGGCCACAAAGGAAAAGCAUAAUCAUGGAUGUGGCAAAAGGAUUAGCUUAUCUACAUUAUGGUGUAAAACCAGCUAUUUACCACAGAGAUAUCAAGGCUACUAACAUAUUGUUGGAUUCGGAUAUGAGGGCAAGGGUGGCCGAUUUUGGAUUGGCAAAGCAAAGCCAAGAAGGGCAGUCUCAUCUCACAACUAGAGUUGCCGGAACGCAUGGAUACUUGGCGCCUGAGUACGCCCUCUAUGGGCAGCUAACUGAGAAGAGUGACGUCUAUAGCUUUGGAGUCGUCGUUCUGGAGAUAAUGUGUGGGAGAAAAGCUCUUGAUCUCUCUUCAGGUCCGCCUCAGGCAAUUUUGAUCACGGAUUGGGCUUGGUCCCUUGUGAAAGCAGGGAAAAUCGACAAAGUACUGGAUUCUUCUCUCCUGAAUGAUGACGGAGACUCAUCAACUGCAAAUCCAAAGAGCAUAAUGGAGAGAUUUGUACUUGUAGGUAUUUUGUGUGCCCAUGUUAUGGUGGCCCUAAGGCCCACGAUUCUCGAUGCAUUGAAAAUGCUGGAAGGUGAUAUUGAGGUCCCUGCAAUUCCAGACAGGCCGACACCGUUAGGCCAUCCUUCGUUUUCCAGGGGAGAUAACAAUAUUUUCAGCAUUUCUCCGGCACUGAGUGUGCUGCAGUUGCACUCUGGAGACAUGCUUAGGUGAAAUACAGAAAUUGUAUAUAGUUCUUGUUUUGCUUGGCUCUUAAUAUAUGGAACCUUGAUACUCCUUUUCACUUCGAUUCUUCUACUUACAGGAAAUCCUAAACCCAGAGUUGGUUUGGGCGGAACCGAACUAAUUAUAUGAUAAAUGCAAUACACUUGCGAUGUGAUUGGUUUACAACACAUGACAAGUGUAUCAUGCUUGCUCUAUGAUUGAUUUGGUUCGAUCAAACCUGAUUUCGAUUAGAAUUUUUUGACUUGA
Molecule: messenger RNA, 2450 nt
Organism: Sesamum indicum (sesame)
Lineage: Eukaryota; Viridiplantae; Streptophyta; Magnoliopsida; Lamiales; Pedaliaceae
Product: Protein kinase superfamily protein
Biological process (GO): protein phosphorylation
Molecular function (GO): protein kinase activity; ATP binding
Source: RefSeq, a predicted model, not a curated record